CUUGUGUUCAGCUAUGUAGUGUUUUUGUGUGUGUGUGGUAGGCUUGUGGUGGAUAACUGUUCCUGUAAGCCUGUUCAGUGGGUGGAGCGGCAGGAGUUUGUGGUUCCCUCCAAUGUGCUCGGGCUGGUUUAUGGUCAGACCGUGGUCUGGGUAGGAGCUCUCUUUUGCCCUCUGCUGCCCGCCAUCAACACCUUGAAGUUUGUCAUCCUGUUUUACUGCAAGAAGAUAACACUCUUCGAAGACUGUCGGCCAGCGCUGAGGACGUUUCGUUCCACCACCUCCACCUUCUUUUUCCUGUUGGUGCUGCUGUUUGGAUGAGGCUUGGCAACAGUUGUCAUGAUUUACAGUCUCUAUGAGAUCCAUCCCUCUUACGGUUGCGGUCCUUUCCAUUCAUCCAGUACCAUGUGGUCGACUGUUCCAGACUCGUUCUACAAUCUCUCUAACGUCACACAGGAGUUUCUCUUCUUCGUCGGCUCCCAGGCAUUCUCCAUCCCUCUUUUUGCAUUAUCAAUUGUGGUGAUGUGCUAUGUCGUAGCUUUAGCAACUGUCUAUGGGAGAAGCAUUGCACUGCUAAAAGCUCAGCUUAAACUGGAGAGCCGUGACAAACAGUUCCUGAUCAAGCAGAUUGAGAGCCUGAGUCGGCAAGCUCACAUACUGACACAUCAUGCAGGAGUACAAGACUGAACACGACAUAUGGGCAAGGAUUUACUGUCUUAUAAAACAACAUAAUAAGACUUUUUUUUAUGAUGUUUGUAAUUUAAUGCAGGUUGCGUUUUACCACACACGUCUGCACGAAGAUAAUUGUAUUAAAAGUUGUGAUUUUUUUUUAAGGGAAUACAUAAAGAAGGAGAAUUAAAACUUGAUCAUUAUUAAAGUAUGA
Messenger RNA from Pelmatolapia mariae (spotted tilapia), 880 nucleotides. Its product is annotated as transmembrane channel-like protein 4. NCBI's taxonomy places the organism in Eukaryota, Metazoa, Chordata, Actinopteri, Cichliformes, Cichlidae. The coding region runs from base 337 to 684 and encodes 115 amino acids. Gene Ontology annotation, molecular function: mechanosensitive monoatomic ion channel activity. The transcript is spliced from 5 exons. The record is from RefSeq and is a predicted model, not a curated record. Gene Ontology annotation, cellular component: plasma membrane.